Messenger RNA from Phaeoacremonium minimum UCRPA7, 1053 nucleotides. RefSeq names its product putative v8-like glu-specific endopeptidase protein. The record is from RefSeq and is a predicted model, not a curated record. Gene Ontology annotation, molecular function: serine-type peptidase activity. NCBI's taxonomy places the organism in Eukaryota, Fungi, Ascomycota, Sordariomycetes, Togniniales, Togniniaceae. Gene Ontology annotation, biological process: proteolysis. The coding region runs from base 1 to 1053 and encodes 350 amino acids. The transcript is spliced from 2 exons.
AUGUGCAUACCAAGCCCAGGCACUGAACGGACCUGGUUCACUCUCAUCUACCCGAUUACUUCCAAGAAUUCAAAGAGUGUAAUCAUGGUUGCUCUGUCGUCUGUCCUGCUUGUUGCGGGCCUUGCCAGUCACGCUAAGGCCAGUCCUACCGGGCGUUCAACCGUGGAUCUCGACCAGGCCACCAUUACUCAGGCUGUCGGAUACUCUCCUAGCCUCCCCAAAGGUCUUGUCAAGCCAAAGGUUACACCACCAACACCGAUAAUCAGACAAUUUACGCCAGAGGAGUUCGAUGCAUGGGCCGUCAAUGUUAGCAGUACUGUCACUGCACGCUCGGCAGGCAAGAUAGCGCAUGAGAAACGUAUCAUUGGAACCGACGAACGAUACUAUCAGUCAAGCUCCGCGUAUCCCUUCGGCUCUAUUGGCCGACUCUACAUGCCCGUCACUGGUGGCUAUGCGUGGUGCACCGGUACACUUGUCGGCCCGCGACUUAUGGCCUCCGCUCGUCACUGUAUCGAUUCCGACGCACAGUACUUUUUGUUCGAGCCAGGCUACAACAAUGGCGACGUCUUCCCGUCCGCUUAUGUUACUGAGAUUGUAUCACUCGCAGCUGAUAGCUCGAUCGGGACCUGUGACCUGAAGAACGACUGGGCGCUCUACGUGCUAGGCGACGCCCUUGGCACACAGCGCGGCUACAUGCCAGUGGGCAACUAUACUGCGGAUCGAUCAGUCGUUGAAAACCAGAAUGUGCUCUACAACGCGGGCUACCCAGGCGAUCUCUCAAGCGGUCAACAGCUCUACAUGUCCGACAGCCGCGACAGCUAUCUAUACCUUUCAGGCUCUUGCGCUAAUGGUGGCCCCAUCGUUGGAAACUGUGAUGUGGCCGGAGGCAUGUCUGGCGGCCCUUUAUGGCGCCGCUCUGGCGACGAUAGAUGGACAUAUGGUGGCUUGUAUGGCACAGCUGUUGAUGCUACGGGAACUCAAGUGUCCAUUCACUCUUGGGGAGACUCGUUCAUCGAAGGAGUGAAGAACCUCAAUGCGCAAUACCCAUCCUAA